AUGCAUAAAAAAAGAUGGCGCCGUUCAAAAAAUAAUUUAGAAGAAGGCGAAUUGAGCGAUUCCGAAAGUUAUUCAUCGUGGUCAUCAACUUCCACAGCAAUUUCGGUUUCAUCGUCAUCAUCAUCAAAAGCCGCUUCCAAAAAACACAAAAGACGCCCGAAGAAGAAAAGAUAUAAGAAACACCCUCGCGAACAUAAAAAAUCGAACAGAAAACUUCCAAAUUCACUCAAAAACCCUCAAGCGGAACCAGCUUUCUUGCUAAAUAACAAUCUUUCUCAGUCCGUCAUAAAUCUACCAAAUCAUUUUCUUCACGAAGGGAACUGCCUAUCCCAGCUACAAUACCCAAUCUAUCCCCAACAUUCCAAUCCCAUUCUAUCUCCGGAAAAUCUCAACAGGGUGACGGCCAUUGUCGGCGAAACUAUAAGCGCAACUUUGACAAACACUUUGAAAAGUAUUGCCAGUGCACUUCUACAAAACUGCCUAUCCUCUAACAACUCUAACAAUCCUUCAAUAAAUGCUCUUUCUAGUCUCAAAUUUUGGAAUAAUUUCAACUCUACACUAAAUUCUUACAUCAACGUUAACAAUAGUAACGUAAUUAGUAACACAAACAGCAUUAGUAACAGUGUUAAACAGACAAAUUUCUCGAAACCGACUAAAAGUUGGUUACCAAGACCACCUCAUGUUCCGAGCAACAAUUCCAAAUAUACUCCUUACAAAUCAACAAAUGCAGAGCUUGCGAGCUUGCAUAGCAAGAACAGAAGCAGAAGAAUCGUAAACAGUGUCGGUAUCGAACCGUACGAAUUCGGUAAUCAAGUCGAUUUCUCGGUAAACUUCGGUAAAGAAUGGCUAUGUAACGAUAGAAACAUAGAACGAUACGGUAACUCGUGUCACAUACCAAAUAACGACAACAAAAAAGUAAAUGACAUCAACAACAACAAUUUCAGCAGCAAAAAUAAUGACAUCAACAACCACAUAGUAAAACAGAACGAUGGCGUCAAAAGGAUAAUGAACGAGAAGAAGAAAAAUUAUAGCUGCGACAACAACAACAACGACGGCAAGGAUAGCAAUAUAAUUAAUAGUGACAUCAUCAACAACAUUAACUACAACAGCAAAAACAUCAACAACAUCAACAAAACCGGACAUACCACAGCCAAGCGAAACUCAUUAAAUCCUAAUAACUUUCAAAUAGUUGAUCAAACUGACAAGAACGAAUUAGGCAGCCAACAACAUCAACAUCAACAACAACAACAAAAACAUCAACAACAACAUCAACAACAACAUCAAUCUAUAAAGCAUCAGCCUUUUUUACAUCAGUUAAAACAACCACAAAAACAUCAACAAUUGUAUUAA
Messenger RNA from Helobdella robusta, 1350 nucleotides. RefSeq lists its product as hypothetical. The coding region runs from base 1 to 1350 and encodes 449 amino acids. NCBI's taxonomy places the organism in Eukaryota, Metazoa, Annelida, Clitellata, Rhynchobdellida, Glossiphoniidae. The transcript has 2 exons. The record is from RefSeq and is a predicted model, not a curated record.